This is a messenger RNA of Caenorhabditis auriculariae, 2965 nucleotides long. The record is from the annotation of a GenBank genome assembly. Lineage: Eukaryota; Metazoa; Nematoda; Chromadorea; Rhabditida; Rhabditidae.
AUGGGAACGGAGGAGCUGGCGAAGAAACAAUAUUUUGCAAAUGGAGAUUUUGAAAAAGUUGCAGCCGACAUUAUCAGCAGUCCAAGACGGGUUAAACCAAUAGAAGGUGAUUCAAUAGUAGCUAAAUCAAUGAUUUAACAAAUUUUCAGAAACACUUGAUGAUACACUCUUGACAAUCAGCGAAAAACAACAAGAAUACUACAGCAAAUGCUUCAAACAUUUAUUAAAAACGACGCAGGUCAGUCAAAAAUUAAUUUUUUUUUUCAAACUCCAGUAUUUAAGGGUUCCCAAGAAAUGAAUGGCGCGGUUUUCGGAGGCGACCAAAGAGUCGUUGAGUUUUUCAAACGCAGCGCUCUUGACUUUGCUUCUUUAUCAAAGUACGUUGAGUUUUAGCGAUUAUUCACCCUUAUUUAAUUUCUUUAAGGAUAUGGUCUCUUUCCGAUGUAAACGAAGAUGGAUGGCUGGAUCUUGCCGAGUUUUCAAUAGCCAUGCAUUUAGUUGUUCUGAAGGUUAAGGUAUGUUGUUUACCGGUAAUUUUUUUUGGUCUGAUGAAAGAAAAGUUUUCUUUGGUUCAAGUUUUUUAUUUUUAUUUUUUCAUAACUUUCCCAAUCUUUGUUAUACUCUACGAUCAAUAAAACCGUCUGAAAGAGCCACUGAUUAAAAAAAUAGUUGUUAUAUGAUUUUCUGUUGCGAUUCUCUCAGAAAAAUUGCUUUGUGAAUCUGUUAUCACCUGUAAUUUGUCGCUUUCCAGGGCGAAGUACCGAUUCCGAACGUUCUGCCGGCAGCCGCCCGUCCACCUUACACGCCACCUAGAAUUUCCUCGGGACUGCUCAGCGCCAGCCAAUCGAGCCAAUGCUCGGCGACCCCCUCGAUUUCCAGUGAGUUCUCUCAAUCGAGCCGGAAAACGGAAAAUAGUUCAGGUAUUUCCAAAAUGAAGACGUCGCCCUCCUGGAAUCCAGAGCCCUCUUCGACGAUCGACGCCUUCACUUCUCCUCCCGCCAUCAAACAGUUUUCCGACACUCCGCCAUUACUGGUCGACAGUCGCCCCACUGCAAUCAAGCAUUGUUUUAGCUAGGAAUACAAAAAUUGUGGGAAAUUUCCUUUUCAGCUGCUCUUCUUUCACUGAAAAGUCCCUCGGGACCUCCUCCAGCUCCGCCUCCGCGUCCUCAGCAACGAGGACACGCCAGAAGCGCCAGUCUCGACCUCAAACUCAUUGCUCUCAAUAAUGGAAGGUUUGAGUUUCCGAUGUCGAAAUAAAAAAAUUUUAAAAAAAUAUAAAAAAAUAUUUGAAUGAAGAGUGGUUUAACGCUUUUCCUGAAUUGGACUCUAUUUCAGAAAUUUUUUUGGUAAACAUUUUCAUCGAAAUAAUAAAAAGAAUCUGUGUUCUUUUCCUUCAAAAUGUUAUCUUUUCUUAUUUCCUAUUCCCUUUGACCUCUCUUGUACCUGAUGUUCUACGAGCGAAAUUCACAACUUCUCUGCCUAAGCCACAGCUCCUGCCGCCGUUUAAACACAGUCAAAUCAAUGAAAGUCGAUCGCACAUGUACUCUUACAUUGAAGAUGCAAUAAACAACAGUUUUGUCAAUUUUUUCUCAAUUUCUUUUAUUCUUGUACAAUGAGAUUGAGACCAAAUCGAUUUUCUGUCAUGCGAUCGUUCUCAUUUUUCCUAACUUUUAAACUCUCUAUAUCUAUGCUGAAAAACAUAGUAAGCUUGUUAAAUUUUUUUUUGAUACAGUCAGCCAUCUAAUUCUAAUUCUUGAUUUCUACGUGAAAAAAAUGUCAAAGAGAGUAUAGGAACUUCUCCAUGUACAACUCCUACUGCUGGAAGUUUCGAAACUAAAAAAUGUACAUUUGAGAGUUUUAUUAGCCUGAGGAACUCGUUUUUAGGGAGUAUAAAAGACGAAACUUCGGAAUUUCUUGGUCUCUUUGAAAACCAUUUUAAGGACGUUCAAAAGAGGUUAAACUUCCAAUCAAGUCGCGAGGCGGAAAGCCAUUUUUUUCAGUUUCAAUUUACGUUGCCAAAUACUUUUUGGUAUACUAGCAAUGAUUUUCAAGCAAACGGUUCCAUUCAAAGUAUUUUUGAAGGGUCUUGAACCAAUCAACACUCGCUACGCCAACUGCGGCCUCUCGAUCCAACAUAGCGGGAGAAACUUCAGAUUCCAACGGCCUUCUUUCUCCUCGAUCACCAGUUCCGCCGUCUUCCAAUUGUACCUAACUCGACAAGAACUUCUAAUAUUCAGACGGUUUCAGCGGUCGCUGAGGGGCCUCCACCAGUUCCUUUGCGGGCCUCGCCUCCCGAGAAAAUAUCUUCAUUAAUCCACGCCUCCACUCAAACCGAAUCCCGAGUUUUCGACGAAGAAGACGUCCGGCGAUUUAUCCAAGGAUUUGGUUGGUUUCUAAGCUUUUCCAGAAAAAUAGGAGGCAAAGAAAUCUAAGACACAAGUCCGAUGGGUUCAUUUCCUUUUUUGCCAUUUUCGAUUCGCUGAAAGUUUUUUUUAUAAAAGUUAACUUUUAAUAGUCUAGAGAGCGUGUGGGAAAGUUUUUGGAAAAAAAGUUUUUUUUAUAGGAUCUUUUUUUAAAUAAAGAAAGCGAAGCUGAAUGUUCAUUUCUGAUAUCAUUUUCUUGGCUUUAUCAUUGAUUGCUUCCUUUUAAAGAAAUAUCUGAAGAUGAUUCAGGAGGCCAAAUGGACGAUUUAUUGGGUGAAGACUUAGACGCAAUAGAUGGCGAAGGGCCUGAUCGGUGGGGCAAAAGAUGUUUAGGUACAGAAUAUCGCUAAAAUAUUUCUAAUUUUUGAAAAUUCAAGCUCUACGGAAGCAAAAUGCGGAGAUGGAAGCUGAACGGGCUCGGUUAGCGCAGGUAAAAGAAUAUCUUUGAAAAAAUCUAUGAAAAAUGGAGAGAAUUUUAGGUCCGUUUGCAGUUGGAAAUCCGUUUGCAGGAGUUUGAAGAACGAUCUAAAGCCAAAUGUUAA